GGCCCGGGCGGGGCGGGCCGGGCCGGGCCGGCAGCCACCCGGCCGGGCGGGCCGGGGCGCCGCGCAGUUGCUGUCCGGCGGCUGCGGGGACAGGUGGGGCCGCGCCGCUGCCGCGCAGCAUCAUAAAAUCUUAAUCAAGUGAAAAUGGCCUUUAGCAAUCUGACAUCAAAGGCUGUACUACUUUAUGAUGAAUGGAUUAAAGAUGCCGAUCCAAGAGUGGAAGGCUUGCUGCUCAUGUCUUCACCUUUUCCAACAACCAUUAUCAUUGGAGCCUACAUUUAUUUUGCCACUUCUUUGGGACCCAAACUCAUGGAAAAUAAAAAGCCUUUUGAACUCAGGCACAUAAUGGUAUAUUACAAUUUUGGUGUGGUAAUCCUCUCCUUAUAUAUGACUUAUGAAUUUCUUAUGUCAGGCUGGGCCACAGGGUAUUCAUUCCGAUGUGAGAUUGUUGACUACUCAAGGUCACCUACAGCUCUAAGAAUGGUACGAGUUUGUUGGCUUUACUAUUUCUCCAAGUUCAUUGAAUUAUUAGACACUGUAUUUUUUGUUCUGCGUAAGAAGAACAGCCAAGUGACAUUCCUGCAUGUCUUUCAUCAUUCCAUCAUGCCAUGGACCUGGUGGUUUGGAGUCAAAUUUGCUCCAGGUGGUUUAGGAACGUUUCAUGCUUUGUUGAACUGUAUUGUACAUGUCGUCAUGUAUACUUAUUAUGGAAUCUGUUCUUUGGGACCAGCCUAUCAUAAAUAUUUGUGGUGGAAAAAAUACAUGACAACUAUACAGCUUGUCCAGUUUAUUAUGGUUACAGGCCACAUAGGACAAAUCUACAUUAUGGAUGAUUGUCAGUACCAGUAUCCAAUUUUCAUGUUUAUUAUUUGGCUAUAUGGCUUUAUGUUUUUAGUCUUGUUUCUCCACUUCUGGUACCAUGCUUACACAAAGGGGCAAAGACUACCAAAGAUGACAAAAGAAAAGAUCAGCAAAGAUCAGUGAAACAAACUCUUGUCUAUAAAAAUGUGUAUAUCUCCAAGUGGAAACUUGUACUACUUGACAAUCAAGAUAUUUAGGUGCACACACUACAUCGUGUAUAUUUUGUAUGUUUUUUUUCCAAAACAGAACUGGUAUUUUUACCAUAAGUUAUUUGGGUUUCAGAAUUUGGGGGGGUGGGGUGGGUGGAACAACGUGGAUCUCAGAUUAAAAAAAAAGUUGUGCUUUUCUUUUUUCCCAAUACCUUGUUCAUCUUUGUCUUGCUAGAAAUGACUGGAUAGAUGAUCUCUAUCUAGAAGAUGCAUGCAAAUAAGGGUAUUCAUUGGGAAAAUUAAAAUGUGUAUGACAAGUACAUAGUACUUUGAACACUGAGAACAUUACUGCACCUUGUUAUAAGUUGUUGAGAAUGUCAGCUGCAUUUUAUUAAAAGAAUGAAACUUCAAUAAAUACAGUUUAUAGAAUCUAAAGCUUAUCAUUAAUAUUGUUAAUACAUAUAAACAUUGUUAUAUGUGUUUACCAACUAUAUUACAUUAAAGAAUGGGAUAUAUCUUAAUCUGUCAAAGUAUGGUGUUUAAUUUGAAGAUGAUAGAUUUUUCUGGAUAUACCCUGUUUUACUAAAAUAUCUUAAGUCAUUUCAUGUAGGAAAUUUAUACUCAUUUAAGCAUUAUCCUAAGUGCAGGAAACAUCUACUAAUUUAAACAUUAUCUGAACUGUGUUAUUGUGUAAUGAUCAAAAAACCUACUGGUUUGUUCAACCAAGUAUCGAAAUAUUGUUAUAUUAUUCAACAUAUCUACAGAUAUAUUUUGAUCUUAGUAGGCCAGACUGUUGAAUCUUGUAAUUCAGUAGCCAAAAUCUUAGUCUUCCAAUAACAUUUUUUAAAAAAGAAACAGAGUUUGAUUGAAGCCUAAAUGUCAGCUAGUAUGAUUGUACUGUACUCUGUUUCCUCCCAUUUCCCUUACCUAUUGAAAUACAUUCCUAGAAAGUUUUUUUUUAUUGUUUGUUUUUGUAACAACUCAAGGUUAAAGUUUCUCCAUUCUCCAAUAGCACUUUGUUUCUGCUUUCUGGUACUAGGUAAAAAGAUGCAUGCCAUUCCCUGAACUAUUGAGAGAGAUGGUCAUACGGCAUGACUGCAGUCCAUAUAUAAUCAACCAACAUGUUGUUUUCCAUUGCUAGGCAGGUCGUUAUGGUCACACAUGUACAGAAAUUAAAGGACCUAGCUAUAUGUAUGCAAGUUGCAUUUAUACUGUAUGAGUUUAUUAAGGAAUUACUGUAUGCAACAGCCAUGUAAAUGAGAAGUUAACGAAGUUUAAGUGAAUGUGUUGUAUUUAAAUGUACUGUUUUCUAUUACGAUCACUACUAACAGAAAAGAAGCUUUAUUUUGUACUUGAUUGGAUGUGUGGGAUUUUCAAAUACCUUAAACUUUAGGGGAUUUUUGAAUUGCCUUCCUGUUGUACAAUUCCAAGCAAGUAAAUUUUGUUACCUGGAUACUUUUAUGGGAAUACUGACAUUUGUUGUGUUCUGUUAAUGCUAAAAGACUUUGAACUUUAUCUUGGACGUGAGUUGCAAAUGAUUUCUUACAAAAUUACAUAUGAGUCUCCUUUAUAAAACAAAUAAAAAGUAAUUUAUAUUUUA
Molecule: messenger RNA, 2610 nt
Organism: Dromaius novaehollandiae (emu)
Lineage: Eukaryota; Metazoa; Chordata; Aves; Casuariiformes; Dromaiidae
Product: very long chain fatty acid elongase 7
Exons: 8
Coding region: 145-984 (279 amino acids)
Biological process (GO): fatty acid elongation, saturated fatty acid; very long-chain fatty acid biosynthetic process; sphingolipid biosynthetic process
Cellular component (GO): endoplasmic reticulum; endoplasmic reticulum membrane
Molecular function (GO): fatty acid elongase activity
Source: RefSeq, a predicted model, not a curated record